CUCAUCUCGCUUCGUAGCGGCGCAAGCGAUCUUUGUUGAUGACGUAACCGGAAAUGCGCGGCAAAGGAGCCCGGGAGAAUCUCACAAGCGUUUGAGUGCGGCCACUUUUAUCGCUUUUGCCUUGGACUCCGGCGCGCUCCAGAGUCCGCUCCGACCACCAGCGACUCCCGCGGGCCGUGAGCUGGACGGCCCCGGCGAACGUCGACUUCUGCACCGUGUCCUCAUCAGAUAGAAGCAAUGGAGUUAGACCCCCUCCAGGGCAGCGCUGCCGCCGCCGCCGCUCCCUCCAUCAUGUCCGACUCUGGCAGCAGCACGGAAGUGGACGAGGAAGACGACGCGGGUGGCGAGGGGGAGGCCCGAGUGGCGGUCCCGCUCACACUUCCAGCCACCUGGGCCUUCAGUCAGAGGAGGGCGGGCCAAGGGAGCGCCGCGACACAGUCCUCGCCCGUGCGGAGGCGGCUUCGGCACGCCAUCCGGGUGCACUACUCCAGCCAGACGGCCACGCCCCCUAGAGGCUUCCCCAACUUUGUGCUGCGAGCACCCGCCGCCCGGCCGUCCAGCAGCACCGAGGCGAGCGAGUCUGACGAAGAAGAGCCCGGCGGGGUGGCCCCGGCCCCUCCAGCUCACCCGCGUCUCGACGGCCCUGGUGAGAAUGCGCCCCCCGAUACCGCCGCAGACGGCCCGAGAGAAGGAGGAGACGACGGAGCUCCCGCAGCACAGCCGCCCCCCGCCGUUCCAACGUUCCAAAGCGAGGAGGGCGACGGCAACACGUGCAGCAUCUGCUUUGAGGCCUGGACGGCGGUGGGCGACCACCGCGUGUCCGCUCUGCGCUGCGGACAUCUCUUCGGCUUCACCUGCAUUCAGAAGUGGUUGGCCUCGCAGCGCGCCGCCGCCAAAUGUCCGCAGUGCAACAAGAAGGCCAAGCGCUCGGAUAUCGUGAUGCUCUACACGCCCAAGUUGAAAGCCGUGGACAACAGCCACCACGAGAGCCUCAAGAGGGCUCUUGAACAGGAGCAGUCUCUACGGAGGAAGGCCGAGUUAGAAUCGGCCCAGUGCAAACUCAAGCUUCAGAUGAUCACCACCAAGUACGGUCAAGCUCAACAGGAGCUGCAGAAGAUCCGAAGUCAGACGGCUCAAGGCGGUGGCGCCGCCACCUCUGCCGCCGUCCCCGCCUCGUCCUCGUCCAGCUCCCACCUGACGGCGCCGUACAAUUACUCCGAGGCCGUGCUGGUGUCCGCCAACGGAGGCUGUCGAGUUCUGGCCCACUGCGAAUCGCUCAACUGCCUGCUGGUCUCGCAGCCCUCGGCGCGCGCCGUGCUCCUACCCGGCUGGGGCGUGAAGAAGGUGAGCCUGUACAACUCCAGGCACAGCCAGUACGUUCCCAUCCACAGCGCGCACAUCCGAGCCUUGAGCUUCAACCGGCAGAACGACGGGCUGCUGCUGUCCGCCUCACUGGACAGCACCCUCAAGAUCACCAGCAUGCCGAGCAACGCGGUGGUGCAGACGUACAACGCGGGCAAGCCGGUGUGGAGCUGCUGCUGGUGCUUGGACAAGCCCAACUACGUCUACGCGGGCCUCAACAACGGCUCGGUACUGCUCUACGACAUCAGAGACACCAGCACCCACGUGCAGGAGCUCCAGCCGCUGCGCUCUCGGGCCCCGGUGGUGUCGCUGUGCUACGUCCCCCGCGCGGCGGCGUCCAGCGCGUUCCCGUGCGGCGGGCUAAUCGCCGGCACGCUGGAGGGCGGCGUCUUCUGGGAGCAGCUGGACGAGAACACGUACAAGCCGCACAGUCUGCCGCUGGAGGCGGGAGGUUGCACCGGCAUCCAGGUGGAGACGGAGAGCCGACAUUGCCUGGUCACGUACCGAGCCGGCCGCCUCCACCCGACGGUGCGCUGCGUCCUGAUGGCGCUGACCCGGACGCCGCAGCGGGACGCUGGCGAGCCGCCCGGCUGCUCCUGCUCACCCGUGCAGACCUUCAGCGUAGGCCCGUCCUGCAAACUGCUCACCAAGAACGCCGUCUUUGCCAGCCCGCACGGAAGCGGAGCGCUGGUGUGCGCUGGAAACGAGGCCACGCAUUCCACCAUGGUGUGGGAGGCGUCCAGCGGCGCUCUUCUCCAGAACCUUCCGUCCGACCUGCCCGUGCUGGACAUCUCGCCGUUUGCCGUCAACGGCGAGCACUUCCUGGGCACGCUGACGGAGAAGAUACUCAAGCUCUACAAGUGGAAGUGAAAAGACCGGAUGGACGCUCAAUGGUGGCGCCGGGUAGAAUUUGUUCAUCAUGCUGUGUUCAAAGGCCCCUUUAGGCACGUUGGGAACGUUCUGUUGCAAGGGAGGAAGGUUUCGGCGUCUUUGAGCGCAAGCCUCGGAUGUUAGAGCGGCCUUGAACUCGGCACCGGCGGUUCGUGCAAGAGGCCGCGCUUGCGUCCACCAAGAUUCCCAAUCGAGCCAAUUUCGGCUCACGAGCCGAAAAUGCUCCCUUUGUGAACGAUGCACACUAUGAUGACCGCUGUUUGUUUUCUACUCGUUAUUUCAUUUCUGUUUCUCAAGUGAAUAAAACCCAUCUUUUUUAGUCUGAA
Messenger RNA from Syngnathus acus (greater pipefish), 2579 nucleotides. RefSeq names its product ring finger and WD repeat domain 3 (gene rfwd3). The transcript has 13 exons. Gene Ontology annotation, cellular component: nucleus; site of double-strand break. Gene Ontology annotation, biological process: double-strand break repair via homologous recombination; interstrand cross-link repair; protein ubiquitination. The coding region runs from base 238 to 2232 and encodes 664 amino acids. The record is from RefSeq and is a predicted model, not a curated record. Gene Ontology annotation, molecular function: ubiquitin protein ligase activity; protein binding. Lineage: Eukaryota; Metazoa; Chordata; Actinopteri; Syngnathiformes; Syngnathidae.